This is a messenger RNA of Venturia canescens, 3799 nucleotides long. Its product is annotated as cytosolic carboxypeptidase 2-like. The record is from RefSeq and is a predicted model, not a curated record. NCBI's taxonomy places the organism in Eukaryota, Metazoa, Arthropoda, Insecta, Hymenoptera, Ichneumonidae. Bases 86 to 3325 code for a protein of 1079 amino acids. Gene Ontology annotation, biological process: proteolysis. The transcript has 15 exons. Gene Ontology annotation, molecular function: zinc ion binding; metallocarboxypeptidase activity.
AAAGUUUUAUAAAAUUUGCAAUUCGAAAGUGAUACGCAUGCUUCAGCAAUAAAACAAAUAAAUUUUAAACUUCGUACAAUGACGAAUGAAAAAUCUGCGAUGCUCAUCAAUGCCCACGAAAAUUACACCUUACCGAAUCAGAAUAACCUCGAUGUGGGAAAUGGACAAUUUUUUAAUGAGCAGCAAAGUCAGAGAACUGCAAGCUGCUCUAUUCCCGAUUCAACCGAUUCCAGCGACUUGCCUAAUUAACGUGAUCUCCUCGGAUGUUGAGAUAAUGCCGGAGUACCGUGAACCGGUAUCAGACAGCACCGAUAACAUUGGCAGUGUAUUGACGACGCAAUGCCUCAAAAAUCGUCUCGGUCUUUCGAGACGAGACGUCGACUCUAUUUUACCGAUAACCUCUGGUAUUUUGAAAUAUCGGGAAUCGAGAGAAGGCUUUCUAGGAGAAACACGAAAUGGACUCGACGCCGUUAGUCAAGAACCACGAUGGCCCACCGAGUGCAAGGUGAUUCAGGCGAAAAUUCGUCACAUCGAGUACGCUCCAGCGACUCCGGAGCCUUAUUAUGCUCCAACCGGAAGAGAACCGCGACCAAAACCCGUCGGAGAGGAUCUUGGCACGGUGAUAUUCAACUAUUGUCCAAUGAGCGCAACGAAUUACUUUAGUAGAUCGUGCGCAGGAGGGUGUGCGGUUCUCUCCGAGUCUUCGGACUACUCCAACGAAUCCGGAGACUCAGCAUCGAAUCACAUUGAUUUCGGGUUCGCGAACAACGUUCCCUCGGAUCUCCGUUUCGAGUCUAGAUUCGAGUCCGGGAAUCUGGGAAAAGUCAUCAAAAUCACUGAUACUUAUUAUCAGCUACAUUUGCGCAAUGAUCUGUACACGCAACGCCACAUGCAAUGGUAUUACUUCAGAAUAACGAACACGAGAAGUCGGACGAUUUAUAGGCUUUCGAUCGUUAACUUUUGCAAAGAAGACAGUCUCUACAACGAAGGAUUGAAACCUCUUCUUUACUCGACGAAGGACGCCAGUAUGCACGCUGUCGGAUGGAGACGAUGCGGUGACAAUAUAACUUAUUACAAGAACGAUUCCUCAGACGAGGAAAAGGAAAAGCACACUCUGACGUUCAACAUAACUUUUCCACACGAUCAAGACACCGUUUACCUCGCUCAUUGCUAUCCAUACACGUACACCGAUCUCCAAGAAUAUUUAUCAAGGAUUUCGAGCGAUCCGGUGAAAACGAAGUUCACCAAGCUCCGGUUACUCUGUCGAACUUUAGCAGGAAACAACGUUUAUUAUUUGACUAUUACGGCGCCUACGUACAAUGAGGAAUGUAAGAAAAAAAAGGGAAUCGUCAUAACAGCCAGAGUUCAUCCUGGCGAAACACCUUCCAGUUGGAUGAUGAAGGGAAUCAUUGAUUUUCUUACCGGAGAAUCGAAUCAAGCGAGGGAACUCCGGGAAAGAUUUAUCUUCAAACUUGUACCAAUGCUCAACCCCGACGGCGUUAUAGUCGGCAACAAUCGUUGUUCUCUGUCCGGAAAAGAUCUUAAUCGUCAGUACAGGACAGUUAUGCGAGAAAGUUAUCCAUCCGUUUGGCACACCAAGUUAAUGAUACGGCGUUUGAUGGAGGAAUGCGGAAUCGCGAUUUACUGCGAUCUCCAUGCUCAUUCGAGAAAACACAACAUAUUUAUAUACGGCUGCGAGAGCAAACGAGCCGGCUGUUAUGGAAAAUUGACGGAGCAAGUGUUCCCCUUGAUGUUGCACAAAAAUGCGGCUGAUAAGUUCUCCUUCGAAAAUUGCAAGUUUCACAUCGAAAAGGGAAAAGAAGGGACGAGCAGAGUGGUCGUUUGGCUCAUGGGAGUGCAAAACAGCUACACGAUGGAGGCCUCGAUGGGUGGAUCGAAAUUGGGCUCGAGAGCAGGCACACACUUUUCUGCUCAAGAUUACGAACAAAUCGGUAAAGCUUUUUGCGAAACGUUGCUGGACUUUUCGGACGAAGACCCUGGCAAGGAGAGGCUUCGGAAUAAAAUACUGGUUCGGCUUAUGAAAGAGGGAUCGAGCGCAGACGAACCGACUAAUAUCAAUCUCACCGAUUAUUCCAGCGACGAGGGUGACACUUCCGAGAGUUCAUCGGAAGAUGAAAAGAUCAGAGCCGGAGGAGGAAUGGAUCGGGUUGAUUCCGAAGGGAGAGAUUACAGAUUGCAAUAUUUAUCGGUUCCUCCGCCCUCGCCGUUGCUCCCGAGAUCGCGAGCGACAAACAGAUUGAAAAGAAAGCCGAAAAAAGUCAUCCUCGACGAGGGCCAAGUUACAAGAAGAAUUUAUUUGCCUCGUAGAACUGUCAUGGACCUUCCGGCAACCGAUCCAGGAAGCGAUUUGUGCGAUCUCACCGACUCGGGAGACGAAAGUUAUCGGCACUCGACGAAUGCUCCAGCUCGAAAGACCGCAGAAAAAGAAGAGGAUGCGAAAAAAUACUCGAGCGGCGAAAUCCUGCCAACUUUGAUUAGACCACACAGUUUGUCGUUCGCCGAAGACACAUCGAAUGCUAAAACUCCUCGUAAAACUGUCACACGAUCACGCUGUGUUCAACCACCAAGGCUCAUCCGAAACUUGUCCCCGAUACCGGCGCGCACUCAAGACGUUCAAGUCAAACUUACGUCGCUAAGACAACAAAUAUGGACAGGGGUUUGGAUGGACGAUCCACUAAAUGCUAACCUGGAAAGUUCUUUUGUAAAAAGUCCAUUGAGUUGGGGAGUUUCGAGCCUGGCCCUCGCCUAUCACACUGGCAGUGAAGCACUACUCAAAUCGUGUUCAAAAAAGUUGGAAGCUCUUGAUCACGUUGGCAAAAUAGAGUCGCGAAAACAAAAAAAAAAUAACAAAAAGUUGGCAAAAACAAAUACGAGCCAACCGAGCGAAGAUACACCCGAGGACGAGUCACAAAAGCCAACGAAAAAAAAGCGAACACGUUUGAAAAGGCAGAAAGUUGUAAACGUUGGAAACACCGAAGAAACAACGGUCGCGAAACCGAUCGAUCGAGUAAAUUCACUCAAGUUAUAUGGCAUUGCUAAAAUUCCGAAACCUCAACAAAAACAGAAAUCCGAAGCGAAGAAAAAAUUUCGUAGAGGAAGUCUCGUGGCAGCUACCGCUAUGCACAUCACGAAAGCAAAACACACAAAUGUCCUUGAAGCUUUCAGCGAAGGUUCGAGUUCCGAGGAUGUUUUGGCUGUGACCAAACCGAGAACGAAUAAGAAAAAGAAAAAAAAUGGUGGAGCCAAAAACAGAGCUUCGAGCGCCAACAUUCCAUUCCGAAAUGUUAAAUCUGAUGAAAAAUGAAUGCUGGCGCGUUAAGGUAUCCGUUGCAAUUUACACUGCCACUGUUGACAUUCCGAUUAAAAUUCGCCUUUAUCAUUGGUAGAAUUUGGCUACGUGAUUUCAUUAUCCUUGUUUCGAUGUACUCAAAAAAAUUGUAAACAACAUUACAUGAUAUAUCGAAUGACUAAUAAUAAAUAAGAAAUUCCGAAUGCGAGAUUUCGUUUUAUUCAAUUGCAUUCUAAUAAUCUCAAUUGUUGAUAUAUUUACUAAUUUAGAAAUGCCAAGCUUGGUAUACAGUCCAGAGUUUUAAAAAUAAAGACCUUUCCUAACGCAUGCUGAUUUUAUAUCUCGAAUAUUUCGCGAUCAAGAUCCUAAUUUUCUUUCGACAUCUUACCCUUGUAUUAUUGUCUGAAAUAUAAAUUAAAAAAAAAAUCAUCUAUCAAAAUCACCGAGAUUUGCAACUCAUUUCGAAUUUUUGAAAUUUUAAUUCUUCGA